Messenger RNA from Medioppia subpectinata, 498 nucleotides. NCBI's taxonomy places the organism in Eukaryota, Metazoa, Arthropoda, Arachnida, Sarcoptiformes, Oppiidae. The record is from the annotation of a GenBank genome assembly.
AUGUUCAUUAAAGACUUAAGCAAUAAAUUUUAUUGUAAAUGGUCGCGAGACAUAAAUGAUGAUCUGGAGCUACCGGAUGGUCGGUCGGGUCCCCGCGCGGGGCCGUCCCUCACCACACGUGAUCUGCACGACAACUUCGCCAAUCAGUACCGACUCAAAGAGACCAAUACUCCUAAUUUAGGGCAAUCAUUGUUUUGGCACAAUCCUGUCGACCACUCCAACUACGAUGAUAUUAAAUUUGAACCGCUUUGGGACGUCACCGCACAGGACCUGGAAAAGCACCCCGAUGUGGAUAAAGUGUGCAGUGAUAGUACGGCGUGUGUCUACGACUAUGUGGUGACGGGAGACAGCGGUUACGCGGGACAGACCAAGAAGGACGAGGCGGCGGCCGAACUCAUACGCCGAGAUCUGACGGACAAAGCGACCCGAUGUCCGGCGUUGCCGAAGCCCAAGAAUGGGAGGAAAUCGGAGAACCGGUAUUGGCCCGGAACUAUCGUC